AUGGUGACCUCACAGGCGGUGAUUGUUGAAGAUGAGAACCUCACGGAUAAUCCACUCCGCGGCCUCACAGACAUUGCAGUAAAGGCGGACGCCAGUACCUUCCACCGAAACCACGAUCUGCACGAGAUUGUAGAUGUAGAGACCUUUGUCAGAGGAGCAUUGGCUGCAAAGGAUCCUGAUGAGGAGGCUUACGAUUCCAUCGAGGGGUUGACCCCCAUCGAGCGGCAGGCCUUGAUUAGAGAAAACGCCCGAGGUGUUCUCCGGCAGCUGAGACGGCUGUCAAAAGACUUUCACGUGGUGUUGGCAACUUGCUGUUUGGCCGCCAUUACUCAAGGUUGGGAUCAGAGCAGCAUCAAUGGCGCCAAUCUUGGAUGGCCGCGGGAAUUCGGUCUCAAUGCGAACCUGGCGGACCCCUUGGCACAUUCACAUGACGUGUGGAUCUUCGGCAUCGUGAAUGCGUCGACAUACAUCUCUGCAGCAUUCAUCGGUUGUUGGCUCUCCGACCCGCUCAACGAACACAUCUACGGCAGGAGAGGUGCUCUGUUUGUUGCUGGAUUGUUCAGCUUUUCAACCGUGAUUGGCGCCGCUUAUGCUCAAAGCUGGCAAGCCUUGCUGGCAUGCAGAGUCGUACUGGGAUUUGGAAUGGGAGCGAAAGCCUCAGUCGUUCCCAUUCUGCUGGCAGAGAGUGCUCCACGGUCUAUCCGAGGGACUCUAGUGAUAUGCUGGCAAUUGUUCGACGCCUUUGGCAUUUUCCUUGGAAACGCUGCCAACCUAGCUGUUUUCGACAAAUGGAGGCGGAUGGUUGCAGCUCCGUUCAUUCCAGCUCUUCUUAUGCUGCUGCUCAUUCCGGUUUGCACCGAAUCGCCAAGAUGGCUCCUGAAGAAGGGUCGAUAUCAAGCAGCCCUCCUGGCCUGGAUGAGACUGCAUGGGUCUCCAACGCCGAUCCUGGCUUGUCGCGACCUGUACUUCACCAAUGUCCAGAUCCAGCACGAGACAAUUUACAUCUCAAGAGGCCUGCAUAACCGAGCUAUGCCACUUCAGCCUGCCAACGACGCCGUCGGCGCACACGAUACCUACCAGAAUGAAGUCUCGCUGACAAGCUAUUGGACACGAUUUCUGCAACUGUUCAAGGUCGCUCGCAUUCGCAGAGCGGGGAUGGCUGCCUUUGUUGUUAUGAUUGCUCAACAGGCGUGUGGUGUGAACAUACUUGCAUUCCUUUCUUCCACAAUCUUCAAUGACGCGAUACUUGGCGGCCGCCGAGAUCCCUCGACUGGCAGCGCACUGUGGAUGAGUUUCGGCUUUGGACUGGCAAAUUUUCUCUUCACCGCGUUUGCGCUAAUAAGCAUCGAUAGCAAGGGGCGUCGAUUCCUCUUAAAUCUUUCGUUUCCCAACAUGGCCUGGACCUUGCUUGCCGCUGGUCUCUGCUUCUUAAUACCGGAUGGAGACACCCGCGUGGGCUUGAUCGUUUUCUUUGUCCUUUUAUUCACCUUGGCAUACUCCGCUGGCGAGGGUCCAGUUGCUUUCAUUAUAUCCAGCGAGGUAUUUCCGCUUGUCAACCGCGAAGUCGGCAUGAGCUUCGCAGUCUUCUGGAAUUUAUUGGGAGCAGGGAUUCUAGCUCUUACUGCGCCAAUUCUAGCAUACGCCCUGACCCACACUGGUCUCCUCGCACUCUUUGCCGGGCUCAAUUUGGUAUGCUGGGCUGCCGUCUUCUUCUUGGUGCCUGAGACAACACGCAUAGGCUUGGAGGACCUGAACAAAAUCUUCGAGAUUCGGACGUUGAUGCAUAUCAAAUAUCGCAUCGAGAUUCUGAAAUGGGUUUUUCGCAGGCGGGAAAAUGAACCAAGGCCUUUCCAUAUCUGGGCCGAGGAGCAGGAGCAACAGCAACUUGGUGGUUGA
This is a messenger RNA of Cladophialophora carrionii CBS 160.54, 1896 nucleotides long. RefSeq lists its product as uncharacterized. Gene Ontology annotation, molecular function: myo-inositol:proton symporter activity. Gene Ontology annotation, biological process: transmembrane transport. The record is from RefSeq and is a predicted model, not a curated record. Bases 1 to 1896 code for a protein of 631 amino acids. Gene Ontology annotation, cellular component: membrane. The transcript is spliced from 9 exons. NCBI's taxonomy places the organism in Eukaryota, Fungi, Ascomycota, Eurotiomycetes, Chaetothyriales, Herpotrichiellaceae.